UCUUCAACGUGCUCCGGCUGGCGUUGGAAGUAGUUCCGGUGGUUUAGCAGCCGAGCGGAGCACACAGACCCGGGAUCUUCGUGCCGCUGAGCGCAAACACGAAUAGCGGGUCGAGUUGUGCUGUCAUGACUGUCGAAUGACCACAGCAGCGGUCAGUUUGACGCCUGCAGAGCACCGUGCAUGCAGCCCGAGUGACAGCGUCAAGGCGCCGCUGGAGCUUUUGUCUUCGGGAGGAAUUUCCAAGUGCAGAAUAAGGCGUCUGAAGCAGUGUUCAAAAAAAAAACAACUGAGCCGGCUCAUGUUCACCUAAGACGCAGUGGCCAUUGCUGAGGCUAAAUGAAGAACUUGUGAACAUGCACAAGGAAAGGACUCUACCUUUCACUUCGGUGACUUCCCCAGAUGCUUUGGCCCAAAGAAAGAUGGAAAGGAAUGGGAAGAACUUGAGCCAAGGCUGCUGCACAGCACCCAUUCAGUGAGCCAACAGGAGAUCCUCCAUACGCCACGUCGCUGAGCCCCUCACCCUUCCCUUUUGAUCCCUUGACCUAAAAGCAUCAUGACCUCUGAGCUGGAGAGUAGUCUGACCUCCAUGGACUGGCUCCCCCAGCUCAGCAUGAGGGCAGCCAUCCAGAAGGCAGAUGCAGGCCACCACCACGGACACCACCAUGGUCACCACCACCACGGUCACCAUCACGGGCAUGGGCCCGGCAAGAAAAUUGCCCAUCUGGAUCCAGGAACAACACUCGACCAGGAGGAAGCUGCGCAACACAGAGAUGGUAAACCUCCCUACAGCUACGCCAGCCUCAUCACCUUUGCAAUCAAUGGCUCACCGCGCAAACGGAUGACCCUCAGUGAAAUCUACCAGUGGAUCUGUGACAACUUUCCUUACUACCGAGAGGCAGGCAGCGGCUGGAAGAACUCUAUACGACACAACCUGUCCUUGAACAAGUGUUUUCUCAAAGUGCCUCGCUCCAAAGACGACCCUGGAAAAGGUUCCUACUGGGCCAUUGACACCAAUCCUAAAGAAGAUGCAGUACCCAGCAGGCCGAAGAAGAGACCACGCUCUGGAGAAAGGCCUCCUCCUCUCCAGGGAACUCGGGCAGACGUGGAGCAGCAAAGUGCACAAUCACAGUUGCUCAUUGGAGGAAAUAUUAAGGCAUCAACCCCUUAUAGCCUGGAGUCAGAGUCUCUGAGAAUGGACUGCAUCAUGUCAGGAGGGGCGUCCCCGACUCUGGCCAUCAAUGCUGUAACCAACAAGGUAGCACUGUACAACCCAGAGGCAGAAGGGAGUGAGAGUCCAGGGAGUCUGGGCGGCAGUCUGAGCAACAGUCUUUCAGAGCAGAGUUUGGCGUCCGUCAACCUUAACAACCUGAACACCGCCGUCAGCAGCGGCAGCAACGUACACAGCUACACUCCAGUGAGUAGCCACUCGGAGCCUUCGUCUCAGUCCCUGAGCCUUCAGCAGCCCGCCCAGCAGCCGCCACCUCCCCCUCCCCCUCCACAGCCACAGUACGGUUUGCCCGUCCCGGAGUCGCGGGACAAGCAGCUCUGUUUCUCUGACUUCGAGGACCUCAGCGCUUCUUUCCGUAGUCUUUACAAGUGUGUCUUUGAGCAGUGCUUCGCACAGCAAGGUUUGAUGGGUAUGCCCGGUGAUUCUAGCCAGCAGGCCCGGACCGCCUGCUCAUACCAGCACUCUCCCGGCGCAGGAAGCGGCGGCAGCCACCACCACCACCAACACAACCACAGCCAGGCUUCGCACCACCCCCACCACCCUCAGCAGCACCUCUCCCCUCACUCCACCCACAGCCAGCACCAGGCGCACGGGCAGCACCAACAGCACCCGUCUCUCUCCCACCAGAGUCACACUGGACAGACCUGCCCUACGACAGGCAUGUCUUCAGACUGGUACCCCAACCUGGACUGGCUGAAGGAGAGCUGCCGCAUUGCUACCAGUUACAACUGGGCAGACGUAGACCUCUCUCCAUUUCAAGGUCUGAAGGAGAGCAUGCGGCAGGCUGAGCUCAACAACUGGUCACUGGACGCCGCCCAGAUGGCCGACCUGUGUUCCUCUAUUAACCAGUUUUUCACGGCCACAGGGGUCAUCCCCCCUCAGGGCGCCGCACACCCUCAACCUCAGGUCCAACACCCAGCACCACCCGGGGCGCCGCAGCACCCAGCUCAGCCUCACGGGGCAAUGCACCCAAAGGCCAGCCAACAUAAUCAGCACGGACAACACAACCAACAUAACCAACACAUCAGCACAGGGAACAUGUACAUGGACUCGAGACAGAGCAUUUCCUCUCUGAUGGGCCCACCAGGAUAUCCCCACAUGCCUCCCAUGAGCAACACCUCCCCCGCCAUACCAGGCCAUCUCAGCCAGCUGAGCCAGCAGCCACAGCAACACAGGCUGCCGCUGGGACACUUCCAGGUGAGACGCAUGCUCACUGCAGACGACAUCCAGGAUGACUUUGACUGGGACUCCAUUGUCUAAACUGAGCCGUUGAUGGAAGAAAGGGAUAAAGAGACAGAGUGACUGGAACUGAGAGAGAGAGAGAGAGACAUGUGAUGACAGGUGAGGCGUGGAACUGGCCGACCUGCUCCUUUUCACCUGUGUGAAAAAAAAAACAGAAGACAAUCCAACAGAAAACAAAAACAGAAAGUCAUUUUUUUCUGAUCUCACUGGCCUUUUUGGUCUGUUACAAGUAAAUACAGAGUCUAAAGACAAUCAUUAAAAAAAGAGACUUUGAUGGAAAUGUCCAAAGCAAAAGGACGUCUGAAGCUCUCUGAAUUGUCUCAUGUUUUGUCAGCCCCAGUGCCAACAGGGUUACAAGUCACCAAAGUGUUGUCGAAUUGUCUGUGAAUUGUUUAAAUCUUUUGUUUCCCACUUUUGCAAAGUUUCAGCACCCUUGCCAGAAAAUUGUUCAAGCUGUCUUUCACACACAUUCAGCAUGUCUAACUAUUUCAUGCUUUGAACAUUUCUUUGAUCACUCUAAUACUGGGCAUCUCUGCCGCUGUGGGUGUUUACAACUACAGUUAGAAGAAACAUUUUUGAACAACCGAAUGAGGACGGGUUCACCUUAAAUCAGAACUGGUUGAGUGGAGCACCACCUGCUGGUUGAGAUGGGCACCAUAUAGCUUCCUUUACCCAAAAACAGUCUAUGCAUCACAAUCUGUUUUCUUUCUUUUAUCUUUCGUCUGUCAUGCCGGACAAUUUAUUUCACCAUUUUAAAUGUGUGUGUGAAGCAGUGCAUCGUGUCAUGUUCUCAGGGUGUCACACUCACUCACCAUGUCUGACCAACACAAAGCCAUUUAGUGUUGAGUGUGUGAGGUUACUGCGUGUCGUGCUGUGCUGUCAGUGUCCCUGUUGGCGGACAGCGAGCCUACUGAUGACUGUGGUCAAAAAGUCAUCAUGGUCAUUUGUCAGCUUAUAAGCUAACAGAUAUGAAAUACUGUGGAAUAAGCUUUUCAGUCGCUCAAACAACAGCCACUAAUUAAAAUGGUAGUGAGACGUUGGCUAGGCUUGGAAAUUUUCAGCAGUAAUCAACAAUAAUACAUAGUUUUCUGAGAAAUAAUUCAGUUUUUCAAAGUUUUAUAAUUCUUGGCAAAGUGCAUAUCAGUUAUGACCAGGCAGUGAAGGUCGGCCAUUAUUUCAAGAUGCCUCAUGUAGGAGACAACAAGCAGUUUUUGCACAACACCAAACUUGAUAGCAUCUAGUGAAGAGAAAGUAAAGAAAAACAGUGAAAUUUUAUUUCUUUGUUUCAAAAAAAAAAAAAACAGAAAAAAAUAAUAGAUCAAGAAAGGAACAAAGACUAAACAAAAGUUUCAAAUGCUCAACUGUUUUUUUUAUUUUUACUGUGAUGUUUAAUUUUGUCUGUGUGUAUAAUUGUGUAUAGUCCUCUCUUAUUUCCUUCAGCAUACAGCUCCGUACAGCUCAAAAAAAUACACAUAAGAAGCAAGUAAUUUGUUUGUAUUAAGUGGGUACACAGUAAAAUAAAGAGAAAUUAAGUGCUCUUUGGUUUGGAAGAUCUCAGUGAUUGUUCGAAUGGUCAAUACAAGGUCUCACUGUAGAAAAAAAUAGAAAAAUACUCUUUAUUAUUGCCAUUAAAUGCUGUAUAACAGUGACCAGCAUAUAUAUCUUGUGUGUUUGUGUGUUGUAGUCCUUGUAAAUAACCGUAUGUUACUCCUAUGUUUGCCCUUGAAAAACACAGACUGAUAUAAAGAAAAACUGCAAAUGGAGAGAGAAGUAUUUUGUUAUUUGUCCUUCACAAGACACAGUAUGUACAUAAGUUCAGUAUAUUGUAAAUAAGUGAGGAAAAAAAUUGGCUUUGGCAUUACUGUGUGUCAUAAAUAAUCUGUGUUUGGCGGUUCAACAGUUAAAAUCUGUUUCAGUGUUUAUUAAAAUGUCAUUGACCAUUUUUACUGCGCUAA
Scatophagus argus is the source of this 4425-nucleotide messenger RNA. Its product is annotated as forkhead box protein J3-like. The record is from RefSeq and is a predicted model, not a curated record. The transcript has 14 exons. Gene Ontology annotation, molecular function: RNA polymerase II cis-regulatory region sequence-specific DNA binding; DNA-binding transcription factor activity, RNA polymerase II-specific. Lineage: Eukaryota; Metazoa; Chordata; Actinopteri; Scatophagidae. Gene Ontology annotation, biological process: regulation of transcription by RNA polymerase II. Bases 554 to 2488 code for a protein of 644 amino acids. Gene Ontology annotation, cellular component: nucleus.